Messenger RNA from Medioppia subpectinata, 1304 nucleotides. NCBI's taxonomy places the organism in Eukaryota, Metazoa, Arthropoda, Arachnida, Sarcoptiformes, Oppiidae. The record is from the annotation of a GenBank genome assembly.
AUGAAAUCGUUGAACGAAGAGUGCGACCGAAUCUUAGCCUUCCCUCCCGGCCAUCUGUACGACUCCACCACCGGUCAGAUCAGACGCUGGUUUGAUCCCAACUGGUGGUCAGAGGAAGUGAUAGCGAGCGCGCCGUUAGAUCUGACUUUACUGAAGCGAAAACUAGAGCAUUCGGUCCGCAAACGGCUCAUGUCUGAAGUGCCGUACGGAGUGCUCCUCUCCGGUGGACUGGACUCCAGUCUCAUCGCCUCCAUUGCCGUCAGAGAGACCCGAAAGAUCACCAGAAGGAAGUCGUCGCGAUCGUUGAGAGCGCCGGCUAUCGCCGAUAUGGACGACGGGAACAGCAGUAACGAUGAGGUGACUGUCGAGGAAUGGGGUCGACUCCACUCCUUUUCCAUCGGAUUGCCAGAUAUGUAUACUUCGGGCUGCGAUCACCUGUUGGCGGCCAGAGAUGUGGCGAAGUUCCUGAAGACCAAACAUCACGAAUACAUAUUCACAAUACAGGAAGGAUUGGACGCCAUCUCUGACGUGAUCUACCACUUGGAGACGUAUGACGUGACGACAGUCCGCGCGAGUACUCCCAUGUAUUUGUUGUCGCGAAAGAUCAAAGCGAUUGGCGUGAAGAUGGUGUUGAGCGGCGAGGGAUCCGACGAGAUAUUCGGCGGUUAUCUGUACUUCCAUUCAGCGCCGGACGCCUCGGCUCUCCAUCACGAGACCGUCAAACGGGUGAAGAAUCUGCACACAAGUGACUGUUUGCGCGCCAAUAAGUCGACCCUCGCGUGGGGUCUGGAGGCCAGAGUGCCGUUCCUCGACACCAAGUUCUUGGACGUAGCCAUGAAUGUCGAGCCAAUCGCUAAGAUGUGUUCAUCAGAAAAGAUCGAGAAAUAUAUUCUUCGAAAGGCUUUCGACACGUCCCACGACCCGACUCUUGAGCCCUAUUUGCCCGAUAAUAUCCUGUGGCGACAAAAGGAGCAGUUCUCUGACGGAGUCGGCUAUUCGUGGAUCGAUUCCCUCAAAGACGAGGCCGAGAAGAAGGUGUCGGACGAAGAGUUUGCCCGCAAAGAAAGCCUUUGGCCCGAAGACACGCCGCAGACUAAGGAAGCGUUUUGGUAUCGCCAGGAGUUUGAGAAGUGGUUCCCAGAGAAGGCCUGCGCCGAGAGUGUUGUUCGUUGGAUUCCCCGAACCGAUUGGGGCUGUCCUUCAGACCCUUCCGGACGGUCACAGAAAGUACACAACGAGGCCUACCGUAAGUGAAUCUCCCGUUUAUGACGGCCACCAACCGGUGCUCUAUCUCUUGGUUUGGG